GGAGGGCUUGGGCCCUGCCAGCUUGUCUGUCCCCGGCAGGUUGCUUGGCCCAGCCACGAGUGCUAGGUGCCAUAGGCUGGGGUCACCCUCUCUGCUGGACACUUACUUACCUGGUCAGCUCAGGGUCCGCGGUGUCGCCCUUCCCUGAGCAUGAGUGGUUGGAGGGAUGUCCCCAGCAGAGCGGGGGGUUGCGGGGGCAGGCUGCCGGUUAAAUUUAGCGUGUGGGCCGGGGCGGCUGCCCAGGGUCCACUCUCCACCACAGCUGCCACUUGGGCCCUGCUGCCAGGGGGCGGGCAGAGGCGGGCUCCGCCUGAGGCUGGGCCCGUAUCAGCCUGCGCUCCUGCCUGGGGGCCAGAGAGGCCUGCGCUCUGGGAGGCAGCGGUGGCCGAGGAGCAGGAGGCACGAGCCCCAAGAUUCCUGAGGCCUGGCUCAGUUACCCGGGAGACAGGCCUGCUCUGCUGGCCGGGAGCAAAGAUGGGGGGUCCGAGAGGGCUGGGCCUCGGCCGAGCCCCACUGGGAGUCAUGGCCUUGAGGGCAGGUGAGCACAGCCAGGAGGCAGCAAAUGGGCUGAAGGAGAAGGUGCUGACACUGGACUCCAUGAAUCCUUAUGUCCGGAGGGUGGAGUAUGCGGUGCGAGGCCCCAUCGUGCAGCGGGCACUGGAGCUGGAGCAAGAGCUGCGCCAGGGCGUAAAGAAGCCCUUCACCGAGGUCAUCCGCGCCAACAUCGGGGACGCACAGGCCAUGGGGCAGAUCCCUAUCACCUUCCCGCGCCAGGUCCUGGCUCUCUGCGUCCACCCCGAUCUCCUGAACAGCCCUGACUUCCCCGACGACGCCAAGAGGAGGGCGGAGCGCAUCUUGCAGGCGUGUGGGGGCCACAGCCUGGGGGCCUACAGCAUCAGCGCUGGCGUCCAGAUGAUCCGUGAGGAUGUGGCGCGGUACAUCGAGCGGCGCGAUGGAGGCAUUCCCGCUGACCCCAAUAACAUCUUUCUGUCCACGGGAGCCAGCGAUGCCAUUGUGACGGUGCUGAAGUUGCUGGUAACCGGCGAGGGUCGUACGCGCACGGGCGUGCUUAUCCCUAUCCCUCAGUAUCCACUCUACUCGGCCGCGCUGGCCGAGUUCAACGCGGUGCAGGUGGACUACUACCUGGACGAGGAGCGUGCCUGGGCGCUCGACGUGGCCGAGCUGCGGCGCGCGCUGCGCCAGGCGCGUGACCACUGCCGCCCCCGCGCGCUCUGCGUCAUCAACCCCGGGAACCCCACCGGGCAGGUGCAGACCCGCGAGUGCAUCGAGGACGUGAUCCGCUUCGCCUUUGAGGAGAGGCUUUUCCUAUUGGCCGAUGAGGUGUACCAAGACAACGUGUAUGCCGAGGGCUCGCAGUUCCACUCGUUCAAGAAGGUGCUCACGGAGAUGGGGCCGCCGUACGCGGCUGAACAGGAGCUCGCCUCCUUCCACUCGAUCUCCAAGGGCUACAUGGGCGAGUGCGGCUUCCGCGGCGGCUACGUGGAGGUGGUGAAUAUGGACGCCACGGUGAAGCAGCAGAUGCAGAAGCUGCGGAGCGUGCGGCUGUGCCCACCCACCCCGGGCCAGGUCCUGCUCGACGUGGCUGUCAGCCCGCCGGCGCCCUCCGACCCCUCCUUCCCGCGGUUCCAGGCGGAGAGGCGGGCGGUGCUGGCCGAGCUGGCUGCCAAGGCCAAGCUCACGGAGCAGGUCUUCAACGAAGCUCCCGGCAUCCGCUGCAACCCGGUGCAGGGCGCCAUGUAUUCGUUCCCGCGCGUGCAGCUGCCCCCGCGUGCGGUGCAGCGCGCUCAGGAGCUGGGCCUGGCUCCCGACAUGUUCUUCUGCCUGCGCCUCCUAGAGGAGACUGGCAUCUGCGUGGUGCCUGGGAGUGGCUUCGGACAACGGGAAGGCACCUACCACUUUCGGAUGACUAUUCUGCCCCCCAUGGAGAAGCUACGGCCCCUGCUGGAGAAGCUGAGCCAGUUCCAUGCGAAGUUCACCCACGAGUACUCCUGAGGACCCGUCAGAGGCCAGGGCUGGCCAGUAGGGACGACCUCCGACUGAGGGCACUCUGCCCUGGGGCCUCUGGACUUGCUCCUGCUGGCCGUGUGGCCGAGCCCCUGCCCCUCCGCAGGCCCUAAUAAAGCAAUGGGCUGGCCGGGCUGCUUGGAGGCUGCGUGCACACCCGUGUGCACCUUCACAGCCUUGUCCACUCCUGA
Molecule: messenger RNA, 2216 nt
Organism: Bubalus bubalis (water buffalo)
Lineage: Eukaryota; Metazoa; Chordata; Mammalia; Artiodactyla; Bovidae
Gene: GPT
Product: glutamic--pyruvic transaminase
Exons: 13
Coding region: 151-2013 (620 amino acids)
Biological process (GO): biosynthetic process
Molecular function (GO): pyridoxal phosphate binding; L-alanine:2-oxoglutarate transaminase activity
Source: RefSeq, a predicted model, not a curated record